AUGCCAGGAUCAGAUGAAAACAAUGGUGAUAAAAAUAACGAUGAACCAUUUAAUGUUGCCGAAUUUUGCAAACGUCAUUUGCGCGCUGGUUGUUGGGCACAAGAGAAAAUAGUGAGUUGAAAUUUAAACUUGAAAUAGUAGAAGGGAAGAUUUUUGAUAAGAUCCGCUGAUUACGAUUCUGUUGUCAAAAAUUGCGAAACUCAACUCCUAAUAUAGGUUAUGACGUGGCAAAGUAUGAAGAUUUCAAAACCCGUAACUCUACAAGGCUAAAAUUUCAUAAAAUCAUGUUUGAAGUUAGAUUUUUGUAAAAUUAUUUCUGAAAUUGUUGUCUUGUGAGCUAAAUGUUUCCAAGUGGAUUUAUGAGCUCGAAAUUUUGCCACGUGGAUUUUCAGCUCAAAUGUUUGUCACAUUCAAAAAUUUCCCAAAAACUCGUCUCGGGUUUUCGAAAUCUUUACCAUGUCAUAACUCAUAAUAGAGGUUGAGUUCUAAAAUUUUUAACCAUGGAAUUAUCAAAAAUCAUAACUGAACUAUAAAAUCUAGAUCAAAAAAUAAAUGAUAUUUUGUAGCUCGAAUACAACUUGAAAGAACUACACGAACUUGUGAAUCAAGUCAUCGAAAUAUUCAAACAAGAACCAACUCUGGCAUAUUUAUCACCACCAUGCACAAUUGUUGGAGAUAUUCACGGACAAUAUCGAGAUUUGAUACGAAUACUUAAUUCAAGACAAGGUUUGAAUGGAAAGAAAGUUGAUGCAAAUAGUGCGAUUCUUUGUAAAGCUAGGUAAUUCUUAAAAAUUAAUUUAUGAUAAGUUUCAAAGUUGUUUUUUUCUAGAUUCAUGUUUUUGGGUGAUUUCGUUGAUCGUGGAAUUCAAUCAAUGGAAUGUAUUAGCCUUGUAUUUGCGCUCAAAGUUCUAUUUCCAAAACAUUAUAUUCUACUUCGUGGAAAUCAUGAGACACGAACAAUCAAUUUUGCAUAUGGUUUUCGAGAGGAAUUGGUCACUCGAAUGGGACAAAAAGAUGGGCUCGAAAUAUGGGAACAUUUUAAUGAAGCAUUUUCGUGGAUGCCUAUAGCUGGACUUGUUGGCGGUAAAAUAUUGUGUAUGCAUGGAGGCAUUUCACCGUGGCUUAACUCGUUGGAUGAUAUUCGAAAUGUAAGAUUUUUUUGAAAUAUUAUAAAUAUAAAUUUAAAAUAUAAAUAUAAAUAUUCAGAUUCCUAGACCAUUAGUUGAUGUAACUGAGAAUAAACUAGCAUUAGAUUUAUUAUGGAGUGAUCCGAUGGAUCAAGGAAAUAUCAAUGCAGUUAAUGAGAAACCACAAUUUCUGAAGAACCCGAUUCGUGGAUUAUCUUGCACUUUUAAUGAGCAAGCAAUUAAUGAAUGUGUGAAGAAAUUGAAUAUUCAAAUGAUUGUUCGAGCACACCAAGUGCAAGAUAAUGGAUUCAAAUUUUCGGCUGAUCGAAAACUUAUCACUAUUUUCAGUGCUCCAAGAUAUAUGCAGGAAAAUGAUGUUAGUUUUUUUUUGGAAUAUCGGGCUUGGCCCGCUUUUUUUUAAACAAUAGGUGUUGUUUAUAUUUUCAAUUUUUGUACAAUUUUCAGAAUAAGGGAUCGAUAUUGAAAGUGAAUGAAUCGGGAGCAAUUUCAAUCAUCACAUUAAAAGCCAAACCCGCGGAUAAAGUGGCAAACAAAGAAGACAUCGAGUCAAAUAAGAAAACAUCGGAUAGUUCGACUGAAGAUGACACUAAAAAGAAAAAAGAACCGAAAUCUUCUAAAACGCAAUCUAUUACUAAAAGUACGAGUACAACUUUAUAA
Caenorhabditis angaria is the source of this 1805-nucleotide messenger RNA. The record is from the annotation of a GenBank genome assembly. Lineage: Eukaryota; Metazoa; Nematoda; Chromadorea; Rhabditida; Rhabditidae.